Messenger RNA from Kockovaella imperatae, 1470 nucleotides. Its product is annotated as putative Dol-P-Man:Man(5)GlcNAc(2)-PP-Dol alpha-1,3-mannosyltransferase. The record is from RefSeq and is a predicted model, not a curated record. Gene Ontology annotation, molecular function: dol-P-Man:Man(5)GlcNAc(2)-PP-Dol alpha-1,3-mannosyltransferase activity. Bases 107 to 1450 code for a protein of 447 amino acids. Gene Ontology annotation, cellular component: endoplasmic reticulum. Lineage: Eukaryota; Fungi; Basidiomycota; Tremellomycetes; Tremellales; Cuniculitremaceae. The transcript has 8 exons.
GCAGAUCCCGAAAUCGCGGACUGAUUGAGCCGAAAUACUUCUCUCUCAAAGGAUCACAUCUGCUCGUACCAAACGAGGAGGGGGGACGGUAACAGCCUGCGACAUCAUGGCGCCAGUAGGACAGAUGAAAGGACCAGGAGGGCCAGAGCCGACUCAUGGCUUAGUCAAUUGGUGCUUGGAUAUCUGCAAGCAGCUUCUAUUCGACAGGAAGUAUUUCUGGCUCGUAGCUGGCUUGCUGCUUGUCGCAGAGGCUCUGCUCGGCAAUCUGAUCAUAUGGCGCAUACCUUAUACCAAGAUUGACUGGCCGGCUUAUAUGCAACAGGUGGAUGGAUUUCUCGCUGGCGAGAGGGAUUACUCUAAGCUGGAGGGUGACACGGGGCCUCUGGUAUAUCCAGCCCUACAUCUCUAUAUCUACACAGCGCUUCAUGAGCUCCUACCUUCUGCUGAUCGAGUUCGACCAGCCCAGUACAUCUUCCUCGGGGUGUACCUCACUACAUUCAUCCUCAUCGCCUACAUCUAUCGUCGGGCCGGUGCACCUCAGAUCCUCUUGAUACCAUUGAUGCUGAGCAAGAGGACCCAUUCGAUAUACCUCUUGAGGCUUUUCAAUGACCCUUGGGCGAUGCUAUUACUCUACAUGAGUGUCGCUCUAUUUCUGAAGAAUGGAAAGCUUGCAUGGCGGGCUGGUUGUGCCGUAUUCAGCCUGGCGCUUGGGGUCAAAAUGAACAUUUUACUAUUCGUCCCAGGUCUUUUGGUCUUGUUGUUCCAGUAUCGAGGCAUCAAAGGGACCAUCGAGGGUGUUCUCAUAGUGGUCGUUAUACAGACCGUCCUCCCCGCGCCGUUCUUCUUCUCCAACGCGCACCUGGCCAAAGCCUACUUUACAUCCGCAUUCGACUUCUCCCGACAGUUCCUGUAUGAAUGGACGGUCAACUGGCGAUUCGUCUCGGAGAGGACUUUUCACUCCAAACAAGUCGCUACAGGUCUUCUGAUAGGACACAUGACCGUCUUGGUCGCAUUUGCAUGGUAUCGAUGGUCCCCAAUACCAGGCGGGACGAUUAAAAUCCUACAACGCGGCCUGUCUCGUCCUUCGCAGGCUCCUGCGCAAGCCAAGGAUCUUCCUCCGCAUCACAUUCCUCUCGUACUCUUCACGUCAAACCUCAUUGGGAUCACGUUUGCCCGAUCGCUCCAUUACCAAUUUUAUUCCUGGUACUUUCAUCAACUUCCCCUUCUGCUGUUCCUCGGAUUUCGAUGUGGUCCGAAAGCGAUUGCGGUGGUAAUAUGGGUCUUGACCGAAUUCGUGUGGUCCAAAUCACCGGCGACUCCAGGAACCUCGAUGACCCUGCUUGUCGCUCACUGGUUAACUCUGUUCGGCCUUUGGCUGAACGCAUUCCAGGAAACUGUCAGCGGCCAGCCAGGGACCACAACGCCAGUCACAGGACCACGUUCAUCGUGAAAUGCAUAAAAGUACAAAGG